Molecule: messenger RNA, 4476 nt
Organism: Protobothrops mucrosquamatus (brown spotted pit viper)
Lineage: Eukaryota; Metazoa; Chordata; Lepidosauria; Squamata; Viperidae
Gene: NFAT5
Product: nuclear factor of activated T cells 5
Exons: 13
Coding region: 1-4476 (1491 amino acids)
Biological process (GO): calcineurin-NFAT signaling cascade; cytokine production; regulation of transcription by RNA polymerase II
Cellular component (GO): transcription regulator complex
Molecular function (GO): RNA polymerase II cis-regulatory region sequence-specific DNA binding; DNA-binding transcription factor activity, RNA polymerase II-specific; transcription factor binding
Source: RefSeq, a predicted model, not a curated record
AUGCCCUCGGACUUCAUCUCUCUGCUCAGCGCCGACCUCGACCUCGAGUCGCCCAAGUCCCUCUACUCCAAGGAAUCAGUCUAUGAUCUCCUCCCUAAGGAGCUGCAGCUGCCACCUUCCAGAGAACUCUCAAUAGCAUCCAUGAGUCAAACAAGUGGGGGAGAAGUGGGUUCGCCCCCCCCAGGCAUAGUUGCUGCUGAUGCUUCUUCAGCUCCCUCUUCCUCCGUGGGCGGUGCUUGCAGCUCCUUUACCACCACUUCCGGCCCCACCAUUUACUCUACCUCAGUCACUGACAGCAAAGCUAUGCAAGUGGAGGGCUGCUCCUCAGCCAUGGGGGUAAGUAACCGUGGGGUAAGUGACAAGCAGUUAACCAAUAACACAGUCCAGCAGCCACCACAGUCCACCCCGAAGAGGCACACAGUCCUGUACAUCUCACCACCACCAGAGGAUUUGCUGGACAACAGCCAGAUGUCUUGCCAGGAUGAGGGGUGCGGAUUGGAGUCUGAGCAAAGCUGCAGUAUGUGGAUGGAAGACUCCCCCUCUAACUUCAGUAACAUGAGUACCAGUUCCUACAAUGAUAACACUGAGGUGCCACGUAAAUCUCGUAAACGAAAUCCAAAGCAGAGGCCAGGGAUCAAACCACGAGAUUGUGAAGAAUCGACCAUGGAUAUCUUUGAUGCUGACAGUGCCAAAGCGCCUCAUUAUGUCCUUUCUCAACUCGGCACGGAGAGCAAAAGCAACUUGAAAGCAGGAAAUGGAACCUCAGAAGUCCCCAAGGCGACUGGAGGGAAGAAGUGCCCUAUGUUGUGUGGUCAGUACCUGAGUAAAAGUGAAGGCAAAGAGCUGAAGAUCCUGGUACAGCCGGAGACUCAACACAGAGCUCGCUACCUCACUGAGGGCAGCCGAGGCUCAGUGAAAGACAGAACCCAGCAGGGAUUCCCCACCAUCAAGCUGGAAGGUCACAAUGAUCCUGUGACCUUACAGAUAUUUGUGGGUAAUGACUCUGGCCGGGUGAAGCCCCAUGGAUUCUAUCAGGCCUGCAGGGUCACAGGGCGGAACACCACACCCUGCAAAGAGGUGGACAUCGAGGGCACCACGGUCAUCGAAGUGGGCCUGGAUCUGAGUAACAGCAUGACCCUGGCGGUGGACUGUGUUGGAAUUCUGAAGUUGAGGAAUGCGGAUGUCGAAGCCCGAAUAGGCAUUGCUGGUUCUAAGAAAAAAAGCACCCGAGCCAGGCUGGUUUUCCGUGUCAACAUCCCGCGGAAAGAUGGUUCUAUUCUAACGCUACAGACUCCGUCCUCGCCCGUUCUGUGCACUCAACCUGCAGGCGUGCCAGAAAUACUCAAGAAAAGCCUGCAUAGCUGUUCAGUGAAAGGAGAAGAAGAAGUAUUUUUGAUCGGCAAGAAUUUUCUGAAGGGAACCAAAGUGAUCUUCCAAGAGAAUAUCUCUGAUGAAAGUUCCUGGAAAGCCGAGGCAGAAAUUGACAUGGAGCUGUUUCAUCAGAAUCAUCUAAUUGUGAAGGUGCCACCUUAUCAUGACCAGCAAAUAACUACAUCUGUUUCUGUUGGGAUUUUUGUCGUGACCAAUGCUGGGAGAUCACAUGACAUACAACAAUUUACAUACACUCCAAAUACAUCAGCAGCUCAUACUCUGAAUGUGAACGUGAAGCAGGAAAUAUCCAGCCCAACCCAGCCCUGCUCUUUUGAUGAUGCAGCCAAAGUGAAUUCCAAUGGCUGCCAGCUGGACCAAGUAAAUCUUCUCCCCAGUGCCUUGGUAACUCCUCUCAGGCCAAACAGUAUCGUUAAGAAUGAAGAGGCUGCUCCAAUGGAACUUGUGGCCGAGAAAAUGUCUCUUCCUGCCUUUAAUACAACCAGCGCCAUUGGGCAAUCUCAAACAACUUUGGAGACCACCAUAUCCAGCAUGUUGGGGAAUGGCACUUUCUCCUCUUCUGCUUCUCAUUUGGCUCCAGAGAGUGAAAAGCAGCCCCUGCAACCAAAGUAUCCUCCUGAGACUAUGCCGACCCUUCAGGCCCCGGACGUCGUGCAGUCUGGCAGCUUUCCAGCUGCCUCUGCUCCGAGCCAGCUGCAGAACAGUGAUACCCUCCUGCAGCAGGCCUCCCAGUUCCCCUUGAGGGAGCCUUCCUCCAGAGAGGCUUUGCAGUCAGACAGCACAGCCAUGGCUUUGUCCCAGCUGACGGAGACCCCCCAACAGCCUCCUCCCCUUCAGGAGUCCAGCCAGGCACUGCAGCAGCAGAUCUCCUCAAGCAUGUUCUCGGCCGAUGGGGUGAGCCAGCUGCAGAGCACAAUCCAGCAGCUGCAGACGGGGAGUUUUCAGUCCGGCCCUGGUGGCAGCGGCAGCGGCAACAGCAGCAGAAAUGUUGACCUGGUUCAGCAAGUCCUGGAAGCUCAGCAGCAGCUGUCGUCUGUCCUCUUUUCAGGCUCUGAGAGCGAGGACGUUCAAGAGCAGCUCAGUGUAGACAUUUUCCAGCAGGUUAGCCAAAUCCAGAAUGGAGUCAACCAGGGCAUGUUUUCUUCAUCGGACACUGUUCACUCGAGGGCAGAAGACCACCUCCCCAGCCGAAAUGAGACCAUGCACCCGCAACCAGAGACUUCGUUGGCUGGCCAGCAGCAGCCGCAGCAACAACCGCAAGUGAUGGAGACGUCUGCUGCGAUGGUGAUCGACAUGCAGCAAGGCCUUUGCCAGGCCCCCAGCUGCAUGCCGUCCGACUUGUUCUCCUCCGCCUCCUCCGCCUCCUCCUCCUCCUCCUCGGGAAAUGGAAGCAUCCAGCAGUCCCCAGUGUACCCGCCAACUUCCCAUUUGAUAGGCGGGCUGUCAGCGAGUGAAGACAUGCAAAUGCAGUGUGAGCUGUUCUCUCCCACCAGUGUCUCAAGCAACGAUGCAGGCACUCCAGGGCAGCCGCAGCAGGAGCAGGUGCCCACCAGCGGCCCUGCCAUGUUCCCGGCUUCAAGCUCUGUGGAAGGCAAAGAAGCUUCAGGACAAGCCAAACAGAUGCAGAGCAGCGUCUUUCAGGCGAUGGUCCAAAUACAACACAGUGGGGAAAGCCAGGCUCAGGUUGCCCUCUUUCCUUCCUCGGAGGACAUGAUGGCUGCCGUUCAAGGUGCCGGAGCCCAGCAGCAGGGUGGGGGGCUCUUCCAGCAGAGUGGAGAGAUGCUCUCUCUCCAGGCGGGCACUUUCUUGCCCCCAGCUGCCCACUCCCAGCCUCAGCUAUUCCACUCUCAGAGCCCCAUCGGGGACACCCAGAGCAUCUCUCAGGAGACGCCCAAUUCUCUUUUCCAUAGCCAGAAUGCAGCCUCUUCUUCUGAGCAGCUGCAGCAGCAGCCAAUGUUUCAUUCCCAGGGAAGCCUAGGAGUGGUUCCGGACCAGCAGGCAAGCAGCCUGUUUCUCUCCCAAAAUACAAUGGGCUCCUCCGUUGCGCAGGAGGAGCAGAUGCCGUUCUUCGCCACACAAAGCUCUCUUUCUCCUUUGCAAGGCCCAGCCAGGACUGAGCAGCAACCCUCCUUCCAACAGCCCCACCUCCAAGGCCCUCUGCUCACCCAGGAGCAGCCCCAGUCGACACAUCAGGCCCUUUUCCAGGCCCAAGUAACUCUAGGCCCCCUCCCUCCCUCUGGGGUGCCUCCCAACCAGCAGGGGGGCAUUUUCCAAGCUCAGCAUUCGCUUGUGGCUCUUCAGAAUAGUGCCUCUACCCAAGAGCAGCAGCAGCAGCAGCAAAAUAUGCGGUUCAGCAGCCAGAACACCAUGGGCUCCGUGACCUCUCAGAAGCCAACACUGCUGUUCAGCUCCAAUCCCAGCACGAUGACCAGUCAGGAACAACAGCAGAGCCAGCCUCUCUUCCACCCCCAGAGUAGCCUGGCCCCGAGGAGCCAAGAGCAGCAGCCCAUGCAGUUCCAGAGCCGGAGUUCAGGCUCCACCCAAGCUGAGACACCACAGCCGCCGCCAAGCUUAUUCCAUGGCUCGGAGCCGGUCACCCUCUUCCUAUCAUCAGCUUCCAUGUCUGCCUUGCAGGGCAACAUGAGCCAGCAGGAGUUGCAACAACCCCCUCUCUACUCCCCACAGAGCAACCUGCCAAAUAUACAGGAUACUUCAUCGGCCCCCCAGCAGCAGCAGCAGCAGGCAGUCACUUUGUUUCACAGUGCCUCUGCUGGAAGUUCUAUCAACCAGCUGCAGAACCCCUCCACCUCAUCCCCACAGACCUCUGGGAUAUUCCUCUUUGGCAUCCAAGAUGGUUGUGGUCAGCUCUUAACAUCUGGACCAGGUUCCAUGUCAGAGCAGAUGAUGACCCUCAGGCAAGCACAGAAUGAGGCACAGCCAUCCGUCACAGCUCUCCUGUCCCAGCAAAUGUCAGAGAGUCCUCAGAUUUCUUCUGCAAUGACCACCAAUCAGAAUAUGAAGAAGAUUGAUGACUUGCUUGUAUCCUUACAAAAUCAGGGGAACAAUGCCAUGGCUGGAUCCUUCUAA